Messenger RNA from Sporisorium graminicola, 1368 nucleotides. RefSeq lists its product as uncharacterized. The record is from RefSeq and is a predicted model, not a curated record. Lineage: Eukaryota; Fungi; Basidiomycota; Ustilaginomycetes; Ustilaginales; Ustilaginaceae. Bases 1 to 1368 code for a protein of 455 amino acids. The transcript is spliced from 5 exons.
AUGCAUCUAAAGCUGGCGUACGACACGUUCUCUCCCGCGGUAAGCCCGCCGUGUGCGUCUUCGCUCGCUUGGACAUCCGCUUUGGUCGGAGGGAUCACCAUUCGCGAUGACGACCUUGCAGCAAGCAUGGUGCUGUUCUUCGUCCUGCUCGUCUUUCUCAUCGUCGGCCUCCUGCGCACCUACCAAGGAAGACACCUUCUGGACGUCCUUAUCGUCUUUGCCCCGACGCUCAGCUUCGUCUUCUGCCUCACCGCCUGGUCCGCUCUGCGCGCUCACCUCUCCCACUCUCUGCAUGCCUCUUCGUUAGACGCGCUAUUGGCCCAGGCGAACUUGUCAGAGCUCGUAGCCGCGAAUGGACUGGUGAGUUGUUCGCCAAUGUUGUUGUGCGAGACGAUAUUUCAGGUGUUCGGGCUACUGGCGAAGCGGAUUGCACCGAGAGGACGCAAGUGGGUCCAAUAUACAAGUUAUGUUGCUCGGCUGGCGAAUGCGAUUGCGCUCGUCAUGGGGGUUGUGGCUGCAUGUGAUUUCGCUUCCUACUUGACCGCAUGGCUGGACCAGAUCAAAUUGGUGUCCUUUGUUUCGGACCGCGGCGUUCAAGGCUGCAGCACAAACGUGCUCGGAAGAGACUUGACACUUUUGCCCCUGAUGGCGGAUGGGCUGGAGCUCGUCGUCCUGUUCGUUUUGACCGUACUUACUAUUUGCCUGUGUUUGCGCUACCGCUUAGCAACAGGUGUCGUAUUCCACGUCGUCGCGAUCAUUUCCUGUCUGGAACUGCACUUCACCUGGAAAUGCGUGCGUGACUGGUCCGCGGUGCAAAACUACCUCAACGGUCAAUGGACCAAGUCCGAAGCAACACUGGACGCAAAGUUGGGAGACCUCGCCAAGCGCAUCCGACACGGAGCCGAUGACGCAACGCUCUUCUACCUGCUCGGAAUGGUUCCGCUUGUACUAGCAAUGGUGCUGAUCUACACGCUCGACCUCACCUCGUAUACCAACCCACCACCCACGCCCGCCGAGGCGCAUGAUCACCUUUCUACUCAAUUCCAUCUGGUUCUCGACCCGACCUCGCCACGGAUCGAAUUGCUGUCAACUUCCAAGAACGCAACUCAAGCAGCCGCAAAAGGAGGCAGCGGCGGUGACGGCAAGAAGGACGCUGCUGGUGGCAAAGGCGGUGGAAAGCCCAAAGAAGGUGGUGCCAAGGCAGGCGAGAUGUACGUGGUCAAGCGGGGUUGGUUUGGCGGAUGGAGCGUGCAGCCUGCUCAUCGCGAUGGCGGAUGGGCAGCCAAGGCUAAAAAGCGUGCGCAGCGUGGUGCUCAGAGCUGGGUGCUUGGAUGGUCUUCCGAAAGAAACGGUGCACCUGCUGGAUAG